GUAGGGUCCGAUAAAUUUUAUUUACAAAUUUGAAUAUGCCCGAUGCCGCCGCCCGUGAUGGCCGGAGGUCAGGAGUGUCCAUGCACUCAGAAGUUGAAGCAAGCAGAAUGGAGCAUUGGGAGGAAGAAGAUAAACACUUCUUGCAAUCUACUACGUUUGUUGGAUCACCAAUUGAUGGGCAAUAACUUUCAGCUGAAAUAAAUAAAAAUAAUAAGGCAAGCAUCAGCCUCUGUAAUUUGUAAUUUAGAGUAGAAUGUAUGUAUCUAUGUUGUUUCAAACCCUCGUGGUUAUGCCACCCCGAAAAAAAAAAGUAACGUUUCCUCUCGUUCCGUAUUACUUUAAACGCCAAGCCCAUAUAUACUCCUGAGAACCAUAUCCUGGUGGCAUGUUCACAACCACUGAACCAUCUCUCCCCAAGAAUCGUCGAUGGACUCCGUGCACACCUCCACCGGCGGCCGCCGGCGCCGCGUGCUGUUCUUCCCGCUCCCAUACCAGGGCCACCUCAACCCCAUGUUCCAGCUCGCCGGCAUUCUCCACUCCCGUGGUUUCGCCGUCACCAUCUUCCACACCCACUUCAACGCCCUCGACGCGUCCCUCCACCCCGCCUACGACUUCGUUCCCGUCCCCGACGGCUGCCCGCCGGCGGACACCCCCGGCACGCUGCAGGUGACCCUCGAGCGCGUCCUCGCCGUGAACCGCGCGUGCGAGGCGCCGUUCCGGGAGCGCCUCGCCGCGCUGCUGGAGCAGCAGCGGGAGGACGACGUCGUCGCGUGCCUCGUCGCCGACGCGCACCUGCUGACGCUGCUCGGCGUGGCGCGCGGGCUCGGCGUGCCGACGCUGGUCCUGCGCACCGGCAGCGCCGCCGGCUUCCGCUGCUUCACGGCGUUCCCCAUGCUCUGCGACAAGGGCUACCAGCCGGCGCAGGAGUCGCGGCUGGACGCGCCGGUGAAGGAGCUGCUGCCGUACCGCGUCCGGGACCUGCUGUCGACCACCGCCGCCGGCCACGCCGUGGUGAGCGAGGCGAUCUCCCGGAUGGUGACGGCCGCCGCGACCUCCUCGGGCCUCAUCCUCAACACGUUCGACGCGCUCGAGGCCGCAGAGCUCGCGGCGCUCCGGCGAGACCUCGCCGUCCCGGUGUUCGACGUCGGCCCGCUCCACAAGCUCUCGCCGGCGGCCGCGAACAGCCUGCUGCGACAGGACCACGGCUGCCUGGACUGGCUGGACACGCAGGCCCCGGCGUCCGUGCUCUACGUCAGCUUCGGCAGCCUCGCCAGCUUGUCCGCCACCGACCUUGUCGAAAUAGCUUGGGGCAUCGCUAACAGCGGCCUUCCAUUCCUCUGGGUGCUCCGGCCGGGCCUCGUCCGCGGCGCGCCGGCGUCACAGGACCCGCCGCCGCUGCCCGACGGCUUCGACGCCGCGACGCGCGGCCGCGGCACGGUGGUGAGCUGGGCGCCGCAGGAGGAGGUCUUGGCGCACCCCGCCGUGGGCGGGUUCUGGACGCACUGCGGGUGGAACUCGACGCUGGAGGGCGUGUGCGCCGGCGUGCCGAUGCUGUGCCGGCCGUGCUUCGGCGACCAGAUGGGGAACGCCCGGUACGUGGACCACGUGUGGCGGGUCGGCGUCACGCUCGAAGGCGAGCUCGAGAGGGGGAAGGUGGAGGCUGCCAUCGCGGCGGUGAUGCACGGAGGAGGAGAGCCCGGCGAGGGGAUGCGGCGGAGGGCGCUGGAGCUGAAGAGCAGAGCGGCGGAGAGCAUCGGCGAGGCCGGGUCGUCCUGCCUCAACGUCGACAAGCUGGUGAGCCACAUCAUGGGCCUGUAGGCGUUUCUUUUUCUUUGAUCAGAAGAAAAGAUUCUCUUGGACAAUGUCACGGUGGGCAGUGACUUUGUUUGGUUUUCUUGUCCUAUGUAUGGUAUGAUGCGAUCCGUUUCAAGCAGUCGCAGAACAACGUGGAUUUUGCACGUGACCUCGUGGCUACAA
Messenger RNA from Setaria italica (foxtail millet), 1977 nucleotides. Its product is annotated as DIMBOA UDP-glucosyltransferase BX8. The transcript has a single exon. NCBI's taxonomy places the organism in Eukaryota, Viridiplantae, Streptophyta, Magnoliopsida, Poales, Poaceae. The coding region runs from base 427 to 1818 and encodes 463 amino acids. The record is from RefSeq and is a predicted model, not a curated record. Gene Ontology annotation, molecular function: UDP-glycosyltransferase activity.